Larimichthys crocea (large yellow croaker) is the source of this 2030-nucleotide messenger RNA. RefSeq names its product cAMP-regulated phosphoprotein 19a (gene arpp19a). The transcript is spliced from 3 exons. The record is from RefSeq and is a predicted model, not a curated record. Gene Ontology annotation, cellular component: cytoplasm. Gene Ontology annotation, molecular function: protein phosphatase inhibitor activity. Lineage: Eukaryota; Metazoa; Chordata; Actinopteri; Sciaenidae. The coding region runs from base 181 to 531 and encodes 116 amino acids.
GGCGGGAGUGCCAACGCGUGAGCGCGCAUGGUGUCUCCGCAUGUGACGUAGUAUUUCUUCUGCGGGAUUGCGCGCUCGGCAGGACUCGUAUGGGUACGGAAAGUCACAGAGCAGGGGGGUUUGUGGAUCACUUGUCCAACUAGUGAGCAAUCUCUUGUCUGAGAUCACGAUAAUAUAGACAUGUCGGGGGAAAACGAAGAAACACAGACGGCCGAGGAGACAUCAGUGGACGAGAAGGAGAUUCAGGACAAGGUGAUCAGUCCUGAGAAGGCGGAGGAGGCCAAACUGAAGGCCAGAUACCCAAAUUUAGGAAACAAGCCCGGGGGCUCUGAUCUGCUUCGCAAACGCCUGCAGAAGGGGCAAAAGUACUUUGACUCUGGCGACUACAACAUGGCUAAGGCAAAGAUAAAGAACAAGCAAUUGCCGACAGCUGCACCGGAGAAGACCGAGAUCACAGGGGACCACAUCCCCACCCCCCAGGACCUGCCGCAGAGGAAACCUUCUCUGGUGGCCAGUAAACUGGCAGGCUGAUGCACUCAGAGCCUUGUCAGCCCCUGCAGCAGCACCUCCCAGCCCCAACCCUCUCCACUCAAGUCUCAGAGCUGUAACAUUACCUCUCCCCACCCCUCACCGUACCACCUGUCCCCUGAUCUUGUCCCCUCCCCACCAGCCUGGACCCCUCCCCAACAGGAACCCACUCAUAUCACCCAGCAAACUGGCUAGCUGGUACCUUCAAACCCUGUUUAUUUUAUUAUUUUUGCACCCCAUCUCAACCUGCCCCUACUACCUCCUUAUCCUUGUUUUUGUCCCUCACUACUCCCCCCAAACUGACUGCCCCUUCUGUCAUCGUCCUCCUACAUUUCCACGUUCCUUUUUCUUUUCUUUUUACUUUCAUGUAAGAUACGUUGAAAAACAGGACAACCAAGUUUGAUGUGUUGAGCGGACUGUGACGCCUCUGCGCGACUGUUGGACGACUGAUACCGCUGUGUUUACUGGAUGACGAGAGGGGCACGCGGCAGGAGCUGUGUCUUGUAUGGUUGGAGGGCUUUAGUGUGGUCAUCAGGAUCCCUCAGUUUGGAAGUGUGUGUAUAUAUAUAUAUUUCCUUUUUGUUUGGCACAGGGGCAGACGUCAGCCUUUUAGAGCGUUUUACAUCAGAUUUGUAUCAUUCACUGUAUGUCCUUAUUCUAAAUUAUGCUGUCAAUAUGCUUGAGUGAUUGACUGAUUAGUAAUCCAGAGGCCAAGCUCAGUUUUGUUAACACUUUGAUUGUGAACCACGAGGAGGGGGAGAAGCUGUACUAAAGGACCAGACAGUGAAUGCCAGAGUGCCACAUGAAAGUGCAUGUGUGACGCAGAGCUCCCAAAGGUGAACAUCACUGAGCUCUGUUUUAAUUCAUCAAGGUGCAAGCUCAGGUGCAGCAUACGAGCGCUGGGUGGUAUGUAGACGGUGCAUUCAAGACAUCUUGAAACUGGGAAAUGCUUUCAAGAGUGAAAGAGGAGGGGAUUGUGGUAUUGCUUCAGUUUGAACGGCAACAUUUGAAAGCUUGUAUUUGUGGUGUGCCAUGCAUUUCAGCCUCAGAUGGCGACACAGUCACUCUCCUCAGGCCAAAAGUCUCUAGUUCCAAGUUGUCCUGAAUCAAUCCUUAAUGCUUGCAAAGGGUUAGAGGAAUAUACAGGACCUGAAAGCUAAAUUCUUGUCAGCAGGGACCAGCCUUUGCGUCCUCUAUGGUUUAAAAAAAAUAAUGUACUGGGAGCAGCUCUUGGCGCUGGGAACAAAUAGUGUUAUGAAUUGUGUUCAGACUUGGGGGGGGAAAAACAAACUUCUAUAUGCAUAAGUAGUUUUAUCUUUAAAAUAUCUUUGGCCCUGUAAAGUGCUUUUCCAGGGUUCGUACUGACUGGAUGAAGUUUACCCGCAAUGUGGUAAAUCUAAGCUAGCACUACAUCCGUCUGAGCUGUGCAUGUAUAUGGCUGCCCUGCUGUCACUUUGUGCCAUUUUGUUUUGUAAAUAAAAUAGUUUUGCACAAAUGUUUAA